Molecule: messenger RNA, 724 nt
Organism: Actinia tenebrosa (Australian red waratah sea anemone)
Lineage: Eukaryota; Metazoa; Cnidaria; Anthozoa; Actiniaria; Actiniidae
Product: retinoschisin
Source: RefSeq, a predicted model, not a curated record
CUCUUAUAAUUCAGUGAUCAAUGGUUCAGACUUUUGCAAUCGUCUCGUACACUUUCUCGCUUAUAUAUUCUUCUCUCGGUCCGUAAUCAAUGAAAGGUCUCAAACUAUCAUAUACUCUUCUUCAGCUUGUACAAACAAACUGUCGACCAAAAGCUGCGAAACUGUCAAAUCCAAGGUCAACUGUAAGACUCCCUGGAGUAUCAGAUUCUGCCGAUACACCUGCAAACAAUGUUCCCGAACAACUUGUGCUAACAUGUUCCCCCUUGGAAUGGAGAGUAAAGCCAUCCCUGACUCAAGCAUCACAGCCUCUUCUAUGUGGGGCAGUAUUACGGCACCCUCAAGAGGCAGACUAUAUAUGAAAAAAGUUGGACGAUAUUGUGGAGGAUGGUCUACAAGCUAUAACAGCGUCAGCCAGUGGUUUCAGGUCGAUUUAGGCGAAGUGACCAAGAUCACGGAUAUUGCCACGCAAGGCCGUGUAUCCCCACACUACGACCAGUGGGUGAAGAGCUACAGCCUGCAGUACAGUACGAACGGAAGACGUUUUGCAAACUACCAAAAAGGCAAGGUCUUUAAAGGAAACUCGGACCAGAACACUGUUGUGAAGCAUGCUCUUAUUCCCCCUAUCAUCGCACGGUUCAUCAGAGUGCGACCCAAGACUUGGCGCAUGCACAUCUCGAUGAGGAUGGAACGUACCCAGAAUUUACGCCAGACAUAUAAUCCAUGA